This is a messenger RNA of Lethenteron reissneri (Far Eastern brook lamprey), 3881 nucleotides long. Its product is annotated as inactive carboxypeptidase-like protein X2. Lineage: Eukaryota; Metazoa; Chordata; Hyperoartia; Petromyzontiformes; Petromyzontidae. Gene Ontology annotation, biological process: proteolysis. The record is from RefSeq and is a predicted model, not a curated record. Gene Ontology annotation, molecular function: zinc ion binding; metallocarboxypeptidase activity.
GAGAGAGGCGAGCACAAGAUGCCCAAACGGGCCAUCACCACGAGCCUGCUGCCCCUUAACGCGAACGCGGCCUGCAGCGCGACCCGAGCUCUGCUCCUUCUGCCACUGCAGCUGCUCCUGCUGCUGCCGCACCUCGCCGUUGCUUCCCCCGCGGACGAGCACUUUGACUACUACCUGCAGGAGAUCCGCAACAGGGAGCAUUACUACGCGCCCGUGCGGGAGACAAGUGACAACUCCCUGCGAGGACGCGCGGCCUCCCGGGGCGCAAUCAGCUCCGGCCAGGAGGAUCUCAUUACCGCGGCUGCCACAUCCACGGGGAUCCGAGACGGCGCCUCGCGUUGGCCCGCAGAGGCGCGGCAAAGCGCCGUGAUCGGUGGUGCCAACGUGGCCAGAGAGCGGCACGAUCUGUACACAAUUAAAGCGGCGCGUCCUGCGGCAGAAAGUCCGGCCAGGCGGCGCGCGGGCGCCCUGGGAGUGGAGGUUGUGAAAGCCAUCAAGAAGGGGAAAGAUGCGGCUAAAAGGCAAACGACUUCGAAACCUGCACCACCCACCUCGUGCCCGCCGCUCGGGAUGGAGUCCAUGCGGAUUGAUGAUUUCCAGAUCCACGCGUCAACCAUCAGUCGUUACGGCCUGGGGGCUCACAGAGGCAGGCUCAAUAUCCAGGCUGGCAUGCUGGAGGAUGAUCAGUACGACGGGGCUUGGUGCGCGGGUCGCCACGACGCGCAGCAGUGGAUGGAGGUGGACGCGCGUCGCAUCACCAACUUCACUGGCAUCAUUACGCAGGGACGCAACUCCCAGCAGACGCACGCUUGGAUCACGUCCUAUAAAGUGAUGUUCAGCAAUGACAGUCACUCGUGGAUCACAUACCAGAACGGCACAGACGAAAGGCUCUUUGAAGCCAACCAUGACCAGGAGACGCCAGUGGUGAAUGAGCUGGAGAUAGCUGUGGUGGCCAGGUACAUCCGCAUCAAUCCCAUUACAUGGCACGGAGACAUCUGUAUGAGGCUGGAGGUAUUAGGCUGCCCCAUGAAAGAUCCCAACAAUUAUUACCACCGAAGAAAUGAAGUCACCACCACAGAUAACCUUGACUUCAGACACCACAACUAUAAAGAUAUGAGGCUUUUGAUGAAGAUCGUCAACGAGAAAUGCCCCAACGUCACCAGAAUUUACAACAUCGGAAAGAGCUACGAGGGACUCAAGCUGUACGCCAUGGAGAUAUCGGACAACCCGGGCACACACGAGCUCGGCGAGCCGGAGUUCCGCUACGUGGCGGGUCUACACGGCAACGAGGCCCUCGGGAGGGAGCUCACCCUCUUCCUUAUGGAGUUCCUCUGCCACGAGUACAACAGGGGCAAUCCACGCAUCAGGAGGCUCGUGGAAGAGACCCGGAUUCACCUCCUGCCGUCGGUUAACCCCGAUGGCUAUGAGAAGGCGUACGAAGCGGGCUCCGAGCUCUCCGGCUGGACCUUCGGCCGUUGGACUCGCAAUGGGAUCGAUCUCAACCACAACUUUCCGGAUCUGAACUCGGUGCUCUGGGACGCAGAGAAGCGAGGGCACGUGGCGCGCAGGGUGACGAAUCAUCACCUUCCUCUGCCGGACUGGUUCCAUCGCCGCAACGCCACGCAGGUGGCUGUGGAAACGCGAGCGGUUGUUUCCUGGAUGGAGAAGAUCCCGUUUGUCCUCGGCGGGAACCUGCACGGCGGCGAGCUGGUCGUCACGUACCCCUUCGACGCAGCGCGUUCGCCGUGGCGCGCGCGCGAGCCCAGCGCCACUCCCGACGAGCAGAUCUUCCGCUGGCUCGCCUUCCUCUACGCGUCCACGCACCGCACUAUGACCGACGCCAACCGCCGCGUCUGCCACGGCCAGGACUUCACCAAGGACGAGGGCGUUGUCAAUGGGGCCAAUUGGCACGCCGUCACCGGCAGUAUGGGCGACUUUAGUUACUUGCACACCAACUGUUUUGAGGUCACGAUGGAGCUGAGUUGUGACAAGUUCCCCCACGAGACGGAACUGCCCCAGGAAUGGGAGAACAACCGCGAGGCCCUUCUUGUAUUCUUAGAGCAGGUCCACCGGGGAAUCAAGGGGAUCGUCACAGAUGCCGAUGGUGAAGGAAUCCCCAAUGCCAUCAUCUCGGUGGACGAAAUCAACCAUGAUGUGACAACAGCGAGCGGAGGGGAUUACUGGCGGCUACUGAACCCAGGGGAGUACCGCGUGACGGCGCGUAAAGAGGGUUUCGUGCCAGCCGCACAGAACUGCCAAGUGGGGUACGACAUGGGCGCCACUCGCUGCAACUUCACGCUGCACAAGACCAACCGGCAGCGCAUUCGCGACCUGGCCGAGCUCUUCGGGAAAUCGUCGCCACGCGGCCCCAACAGAAGGUUCAGCUCGCAAGUAAAACGGACGUCGCGAACGUAAACACGGUUGGCAUUACGUCAAACAAAAACGACAAUACAGUUGCUCGCUUCCCCGCUGUGGCCGGCUAGGGUGGGGGGGCCCCUCCUUUGAACAAGUUUGGCUGCUCCGGGUAUACAAGGUGAAGCAAGCCAAGUUGUAGCUCGGAGGUAGGAAGGAUCGGGACAGCGUCUGUACGGAGAGAUUUGCUUGCUUCUUGCUGUGUCUGUUAGUUGCCGGCGUUCUAUGAAUGAAAAUCCUUCAAAUUAAGAUUAAAAUCCUCCUCUUUAUCCUUGUUUUAAAAUCCUGGUAUUUAAAUGUGUGCAUAUAUAAUGCAUAUACUACCAAAUAGCAUACUAUAUGUAUACCCUGGGUGAUAUAUUUAUAGAUGCCCUGCUUUACUAACAGGGAGACAUCAUACAAAAAACAUUUAAAAUUUAAAGCAUCUUCUUGUCUCCCACCAAUCCCAAUCCACUUAUUAAGUAAUUUAACUCUUGCCUGGCAUACAUUGUCCAACACAGCCGAUGUGAUAUGCUCACAGCAUCCAAUGAUGUGUAAGCUGAGGUCAAUUUAUAUCUCAGUGGGGUAUCUAUAAUUGGAUAAUUGGAUCACCCUCUGUGUGUGUGUAUAUAUACAAACAAGCAAGACAAAUAUGCUCCGUAUAGCCUUAACAGACUUUUAGGGCAAGUGCUGUUAGCGAGCAGCAAUGAAGGCUGGUACGGCACACGAAGGGAUGAGAGGCCAGCACCAUGCACACACGCACACACAUUGGGUAGAACAGAACAGGAGUUUGUCAGAAUAAAACACACAACAACACAACAACAACCAAGAUAUCGGUAUAAUGCCGCCUAUUAUAAAUAAUUCAAAUAAAUGCAUAGGAGAUGAUUGAUGGUGUUUUUUACAUCAAUAUUUUAUCUCAGACAUAAAUCUCCAUUACACCAGCAACGGGAUUUCUAUCGUUUCACUUGCACAUAGAUCUGGAACAAGGAAACACCUGAGCUCAGCACACACAGCAGCAGCAGCAGCAGGCAACACGAAGAUGCAGAGCACGGUUGUUUUUCACUUUAUUAACCAGUCCCGGUUGGCAUUUGAUACUGUAUUUUAUGAACUAGCCGAGUUAAUUGUCCACAUUCUACUAAGCGCACAGCAACAGAGGGCUUUUACAAAACACCUUCCAUGUUGAUGAGCCAAUUGUACCCUGAUGCCUUGUUUUGAAGAAAAGCAACAAUAAAAGGAUAUAUGUUCCGCUGGUGGAACACUUACUCCAACAUGUCUCUAUCAGGCAGACUGUUAUUUCUCGCAUUGUGUGUUUUUAGGAUGUACGAAACUUAUUCUGACUGCUAACAGUUUUUUUUUUUACAUAGUGCAAAAGCGAAGUAUAAAACUGUUGUGUUUGUGAAUACGCCGCAAUAUAUAUCCCACUUGUUAAACGUGUAUCCUCUCUUCCGCGAUUAACGAGGCCUCUUAAAAACGAAAUGGGCACUAAGGAG